This is a messenger RNA of Drosophila simulans, 3399 nucleotides long. It is a transcript of the gene CngB, whose product is annotated as cyclic nucleotide-gated cation channel beta-1. Gene Ontology annotation, cellular component: intracellular cyclic nucleotide activated cation channel complex; plasma membrane. Gene Ontology annotation, molecular function: protein-containing complex binding; intracellularly cAMP-activated cation channel activity; intracellularly cGMP-activated cation channel activity. Bases 203 to 3319 code for a protein of 1038 amino acids. The record is from RefSeq and is a predicted model, not a curated record. The transcript is spliced from 6 exons. NCBI's taxonomy places the organism in Eukaryota, Metazoa, Arthropoda, Insecta, Diptera, Drosophilidae. Gene Ontology annotation, biological process: monoatomic cation transmembrane transport.
UCAAAUUUGUUUGGACUAACUAAACAAAUGUACCGCGCUUCGCUGACCAGUUUAUCUUCCCCUGCAUCGACGGCUGGUGACUGUCUGUCCAGGAUAGAGGUCCUUCGCCGAAUAAAUAAGUUUAGCCUAAAAGUAGUGAAAGCUAACGACCCUGAACUCUUCGCUGACACUGAACUUGUCCGCUGGCAGGUCGGUCAACACAAUGGCCAGCAUGGCACGUUUUCGAAAGGUGAAUCGCCAAAGUGAGAAGCUCGAACCGGAGGCGAGUGCAUCGUUGCUAAAGUCAUCCCCGAAUAUAUUGGAGAACUUUGCCUACGACGAGUUUCAGCCAAUACAAACGAAUCACCCGCUUCUCAAGCGGAUGGCCACCACACCCGUCGCCCAAUCCGGCUCCCAGAGCAGCUCCUCUUCCACUUCGUCUUCGCGUAAGGAGCCCAAGUUCUGCGACACCCUGGAGCGACAUGCCUUCAUGCGGAAUGUCAUUAACCAGCAGCCGGAGAGCACCCGCCGCUACUCGAGUCCGGGUGAAAAGGAGGCCCAGGUGCGGCGCAGCCUGGAGGAGAUCACCAAGGAUCUGAAGGAGAUCGAGCAGUUCGUCAGUGCCACCGAAGAGCUCAUGCAGAGGGAGAAGGAACAGGAGCAGAUGAUGUACUCCAACAAGGAGAAUAAGUGCCCCAGUCCGGUGAAGAGGGUUACCUAUAAGAUUAAUGCCUACAAGGCGCCGCCUCGAAGACAUCGUCCUGGAAGUCCACGGUUCUACCACUCCAGAUUGUACUUUAGGAAUGGCAAAAUUGGAUGUGUCGACUCCACGGAGCAUCAGAACAAUGUGGGCGCCACUCAUGCUCUGGUCAAGCACAUACUGCACCAUGAGAAGCCUCUGGUGAGUCCGGAUAGUGUGAGGAGAGUGCUCGAGCAGGAGAGCUUCGAAAUGGUUCCGCUACCAGGAGCUGUUCCUGAGAUCGUACCCGAUCCGAUUGCCAUUCAGCGGGCGGAGGAAUUGGCCGCAGCUACAGGCCAAGUGGUUUUGCCCAAGGAGGAAGAGGAGGAAAAGAACUCACCACUGCAUCAAGUAGAAUCCCAACCAGACGUUGACGAGGACGAACAGGAUGUGCAGAUCUGUUACAACGAAUCGCCGGAACUUCAAAACGAAGAUCGAAAUGAGCGAACCCAGAGGACACCCUCAAUAAACGAGAGCGAGAUAGUGGCUGUCGAUGAACCGGACACGGAAAUGAACUCGGAUGUGGAUCACCGCAAGCCAAGCAGCGCUGGUAGCUUGGACUCCCAGGGUCAGCAAUUCCUCCGCGAUCAGGUUCGUCAUCUGGUUCGUCGCUUUACAGCCAGAGCCAACAAGGUGAAGUCCCGAAUCGAGCUGCCUCCGACUCCUUCGUCCAGCAGCACGGUCAGUUCACCAUCUCCGCCUCCGACCAAGAGUCUGCAUCCUUCUCCGCAGCACAAGGUGCGUCUGGUGCCGGCUGGUCAAUCACCCCAUCGUGGCAGACUCUUCGAAGCGGACACUCCAAGGUCCAAUGUGUGGCUCUGCUCCAGUUUGUGCGGCGCCAACAAUGAUGAGCGAACCCUGGAUCCCCAGGGCAAGAUCUACAUUUCCUGGCUGUGCGUUGUGUCGCUAUCGUUCCUCUAUAACGCCUGGGUAAUCCCGCUGCGUGCCUCGUUUCCCUUUCAAACCAAGGAGAACACCAAUAUCUGGCUGGCCUGUGACUUUUGCGCUGACAUCAUAUACCUACUGGAUGUGGUCUUCUUUAAACAUCGGGUUAUGUACCUCUUUGAGGGAUUCUGGGUGAAAAACAAGAACCUUACCAGGAAGAACUACAUGCGAAAACUGCAGUUUAAGCUGGAUCUUCUGGCCCUUCUUCCUCUGGAGCUAUUGUACUUUAAACUGGGAACACAGGCUGUUUGGUUGCGUUUUCCCCGGUUUUUUAAGAUUCAGAGCUUUUGGGAAGUGUUUCGCCUUUUGGAUCGAGUUAUAUCCUCUCCACAUUUCGUACGAGUGGCCAAAACCCUAACCUACAUGCUCUACAUGAUCCACAUCACGGCUGCUCUGUACUACGCCUAUAGUGACUACCAGGGUCUGGGACAGAAUCGUUGGGUCUUCAGCGGCAAGGGACAUCCCUAUGUAAGAUGCUUUGCUUUUGCCACCAAGACGGCAACUUCGAUAGGAAAAAAUCCCAAACCGGAACGGCAGGGAGAGUACGUCUUCAUGACGGUGGCCUGGCUAAUGGGCGUCUUCGUAUUCGCUCUGCUCAUUGGUCAGAUCAGGGACAUCAUCUCGACAGCCACUCGGAACAAGCAUGAGUAUCGCCAGCUGGAGGAUGAGACACUGGAGUACAUGCGACGCCUUAAUCUCUCCCAGGAGGUGCAGUCGAGGGUCAAAAUGUGGUUCCAGUUUACUUGGGAGCAGCAGCGCACUUUGGAUGAAUCCAACAUAUUGGAUGCCUUGCCCAUCAAUUUGAAAACCGAUAUCGCCAUCUCCGUGCACAUCCAAACGCUCUCCAAGGUCCAACUCUUUGCUGAUUGCGAGGAGGCUUUACUCAGAGAUCUGGUUCUAAAACUAAGGGCCGUCACAUUUCUGCCUGGGGAUUUCGUUUGCCGCAAAGGCGAAGUGGGCAGAGAGAUGUAUAUCGUGAAACUGGGACAGGUUCAAGUGAUGGGUGGUCCUAGUAGCGAUGUAGUGCUGGCCACUCUAACCGAAGGUUCCGUGUUCGGUGAGAUCAGUCUGCUGGGAAUCAAUGGAGCCGAUCGCAGGACAGCAGAUGUUCGAUCCAAGGGCUACUCCAACCUGUUCGUGCUGUCCAAAUCGGAUUUAAACGAGGUCAUUGCUUACUAUCCCACUGCCCAGGCGAUCCUCAAGAAGCGUGCUCGUCAGCUAAUGCGAAAAAAUGCAGCCAGGGAGCGGGAAGAGGAGCGAGAGCGAGCACGCAGCGCCCUCCAGGCAGAUGUGGUCAUCGGGAAUCCCAAAACACCAGAGACGGCGCCCAAGCUUCUGCAGACAGUUAUCCAGGCGCUGCCGUUUGAAUCGCCAGCCGUGGUGCUCAUCACGAGAGGUUCGAAGAGGAUGCGCCGCAAGCGCCAGUCCGUACAGAUGGAGACCAUUGUGGAGCCCAAGAUGGAGGUCACAGGCGCCGCCGAGUCGCAGGAUCAAAAGAGUUUAAAGCCGGGACGAUGUUCGCCAGAUUUGCUAUCUUCCAUACAGCAAGAGCUGAAGUCUAAGCACAAGUUUAUCAACCUCACGGACUCGGAGAAGGCGCUGAUCAGCCAAUCGGCAAACAAUUCCCUGGAGGACGUGAAAGUGGUGGAUCUCUAAGAUUUCAUAGCCAAUUCCAUAUUAUUUGUCUAACUAUUGUAACAAAAUAUUCUGCGAUAUAAACUCUGUGUGCAUAACGA